GAGUUUGAACUGUCCGGCGGCGGCAAAGCAUUGUGGGUCAGUGCAGCGACCGACGCCAUGACUGUAGCCGGAGCAGAAAAUGGAGGCUUCCUGCUAGUUGAAUGAGCAGCUGUUGUUGCGCAGCAUUUUCCGUCCCGGCAGUUCUUCAUAAAGGACACACACACACCUGAAGGAGAUACUACCCGGACCAAAGGCUGCACCUUAAGGUAUGGCCUGGGUUUGAUUUGGACCGUGCUGGUGAUGGCAGAAGGGACUGACACUGGCGAAAUGCCCUCCUUUGACCCAAGUCCUAGUUCUGAAGCAAAAAAGAGACCUACUUCUUCUGAUGGCAGAGACGAGCCCAUGAGGAAAAUGCCCGUGUCAAAGUUUGGUUCCAGACCUCGAUUUGAGCCUGUACACUUUGUUAGUGGUGGAAGCAGCGGAGGAACUGGCGCUGAUGAGAAGGAGAACGAUAAGGAGCGCAGGAGGAGUGAGCCGUACGGUGUGAGACAAUGGGACUCUGAACACUCUUCCUACAGCAGCACCAGCAGAGCGCAAGGCUCUUCCUCUUUGAGGCCUGAUUUUGAUCGAGUGCCAUCGUACAGUUCUGACUCUUGGGGUUCCCAUAGAGAUAGAGACAGAGAGAGAGACAGAGAGAUUUCUUCUGGUGGUACAAGUGGGUUAGGUUAUGGAGGUCGUGGGUCGACUGCAAACUUCAUGGCAAAAACACAGCAGGACUACACAGCCAAGUAUGAAGCCCACACCUCUCGAAACUCAGAUUCCUAUUCUCAGUCCAACAGGUACAAUGGAUACGGGGGAGGGAACAGAUCAGGAGGCUGGGAUUCAGGACGUCAGGGUUUGGGGUACAGUCAUCUGGAAAGGCAGUCAACAAGCAGACCGUUCAGCAGAGUCUACAACAGCCCGGGCAGGAGCAGUCCCGCCACUUCUCAGUCAGGGUCUUCAUCGCAGCCUCUUCCUAUAUCUCAGUCAACAUUAGAUGAGAAACAGAGGCUGAUCGCCAAUGUAGCGUCUGCGUUGGCUGUCGCUUUUAGGGACCCGAUGUUCAUGACUGGAAGUGAGUCUCCGAACUACAAUUUCAUGUUGAGCCGCAGCAUCCAGGCCUGCAAGACCAAUCCUGAAUAUAUUUAUGUCAACCUGAAGGAUAUUCCUCAGGCUGACCUACCCAAGAACAGGAAAGUACCGACAGAUGGUUAUGCCUGUGAACUGAGAUGCCAGGGUGUUUAUCUCGCUACCGGAUACUCUGGCAGUAAAAAUGGAGCGAGGGACCGUGCCUCUGAGCAGGCUGUAAAACUCUUCCUGAAACCAGUCGAGGUUCGUGUUGUGCAGCGCAAAUACAGACACUCAAUAGUCAAUGACAUGGUUGUGUGCCAGAUGCACAGCCCCACGCCGGCCUUUUUACCUGCACUUCGCAACCCAGAGGAUAAACCGACUCCCAGCUCUAAAGGCCAAUACGAGCCUGACAAACGGAAGCACUGGACAGAGUUUGUGGUUAUGGACAACGCUCAUGAUGCCAUCUGCAUCCUUAACAAUUCUGCUGCAUUUAAUCGCAUGAAGAUAGACUAUAAGUUCGACCUGCUCCCAAACAACAGUGCUUGGCUGUGCAGAGUCUUCCUGCAGGACGAGCUCGUAGCACAGGCAACCGGCACUAAAAAGAGCUCAAAGCAUGCAGCUGCAGAAGAGGCAGUAAGGAAACUCCGUAUGAACCAGGCAGCACGACUGCAGCAGCAGCAACAGCAACAACAACAACAACAACUACAGCAGCAGCAACAGCAGCAAUCGCAAUACUCCAGAGGAAAUAAUCAGUCAGAUUCUGGUGGCCGCUUUGGGCCACCGGGUGGAAAAAAGAAGCAUCUUAGUGAGUUGGUUAUCCUGGAAAAUUCUGACAAUGCUAUCUGUAUCAUUAAUGACACCGCUCAGUUUAAUAAAGUGACUGCUGAUUACAAGUUCACGGUUCUGCCGGAUCAUCGCUGGAGGUGUGAAGUUUACUUGGAAGGACAGUACGUUGCAGCAGGAAUUGGACCCAAAAAAAUAGUGAAGCACAUUGCAGCAGAGGAGGCUUUAGCCACCUUGAGACAGACGCAGGCUGUGGUGAAAUCCAACCUAAGGAAGGAAGGUCACAACGACGCCAUAUCCCGUUCCCAGAUCCUGGCUCGCUCAGGGGAGGAGGCCACAAGGCAGGAGAUAAAAGAAGACAACAUCGGAAACCAGCUGCUCCGUAAGAUGGGCUGGAAGGGCGGCGGUCUGGGCCGAGACGGGGAAGGCAUCGCGGAACCGAUCAGGGUCAAGGAGCAGUUCUCCAGAGAAGGGUUGGGUAUGGAUACAGAUAAAACUGGGAAUCAGCUCAGUAAGCGUGACAUAGAGGACAUCAUUCGUAACUAUGCCAGCUCAGACCGUCAGGAUGAUCUCCGCUUCUCCACCGACCUCACCAACGAUGAACGCAAGCAGAUCCACCAGAUUUCUCAGAAAUACGGCCUACGAAGCAAGUCGUACGGACAGGGAAGGCAACGCUUCCUCGUUGUCAGUCGCAAAGUACACAAAGACCAGCUCAUUGGUCAGCUUUUACAGGAAGGACAGGUGGGACGAUACGAGCUAGUGAAACCUCAGGCGUCUCACUAAUUUGCAUGCAGAGCCAAAACAAGAAAAGGAAAAAAAAAAAGUCACUGGCUCGGACUUGAGAACAAAUCACACUCAAGUGUAACUGCUGUGUUUAUACUUGUGUGUGACAAAUUUACAACACAUGAAUAAAUUUGAAUCUUUCAGGUAACACCUGUGGUUUCUGCAUUCCUUUGCCAUGAAAUGUACUUAAGCUUUAAGUAAUUUGUCUGUUUUGUCUCCUGCCAUUCCACAUAUCUUAUAUUUGUUUCACUUUUGCACAACAAGCUUGUGUUCACUGCUUUGUGGUAUCAUGUCCUGAUGACGCUCCAGUUAUGAGUCAAAAAAACUCAACAACUUUUCACAAGUUUUUGUUACCAAAAUCCACUUUUUUUUUUUUUUUGUUUAGUGGUUACUCAAGGAAACCUGGCAGAAUAUGCAGCUUUUCACUGCUUGUUUCAUUCAUUUGUAGACAGUUGAUUCAUGAAAGACGAGGAUUAGAGAGGCAUUAGCAUCCAACAGUAACUAGGUGCUCAUUACCAGUCUCACUGUAGUGAUACAUCUCUUUUCAGCAAUACCUGCAAUGUCGUUUGCUCUUUUAACACCUGGAGAUUAUUCUACAAGUUGCAUCCAUGGUUAGAAAAACAGUCACAUGGAAACUGUAAGCUGUGACCUUUGUGAAAUGUCAGAUGUGUUGGUUCAUGUGAGUACAGUUAACUUGUCUGCUUGUUUUCACAGCUGUAAUAACUGAAUAAAUUAAAACUGACAACCAUCUA
Messenger RNA from Thunnus maccoyii (southern bluefin tuna), 3368 nucleotides. It is a transcript of the gene nkrf, whose product is annotated as NFKB repressing factor. The record is from RefSeq and is a predicted model, not a curated record. Gene Ontology annotation, cellular component: nucleolus; nucleoplasm. Gene Ontology annotation, molecular function: nucleic acid binding. The coding region runs from base 241 to 2616 and encodes 791 amino acids. The transcript has 4 exons. NCBI's taxonomy places the organism in Eukaryota, Metazoa, Chordata, Actinopteri, Scombriformes, Scombridae.